Molecule: messenger RNA, 1104 nt
Organism: Penicillium mononematosum
Lineage: Eukaryota; Fungi; Ascomycota; Eurotiomycetes; Eurotiales; Aspergillaceae
Exons: 7
Coding region: 1-1104 (367 amino acids)
Source: RefSeq, a predicted model, not a curated record
AUGUCUUCGUACUACGAACCUCAGGGCUGGCAAGCACCCGCUGCGCGCCAGGUCUCUUGGGAAGCAACCGGCGCCUCCCUCCCGGUCAGCUCGGUCUCCCAGCGCGAGGAUAUCCCGGCCUUUUCCUCCCAAUUUGACGAGGUCGAUCGUGCGAUCGACAAUCUCGUCAAGAGCGGGAAGCUGUGGAAUGCCCCUCGGCGGGAUUCGAUGCCCAUGAUGAUGGGCCGGCCCUACCCCGACUACGACCCUCGCAUGGGUGGUGGCCCUCAGCGACACCAUUCGAUCAGCGAGUUCGAUGGCAACCGUAUGCCCCCGGCUGGCAAUGCCCAGGGUUUCUAUGCCUCCCAGCGGUACCAGGGUCGUCCCAACGAGGUGGAACAGAUGAUGCAGGCGAAGCGUCGGAUGGCAGCACAGCGUGAGAGGGAACUCCGCAACUAUCACCAGGAGCAACAGUACAACCGAAGCCUCCUCGCCGAGAUGUCUGCAUCCAAAUCCGACCGCUCCACCAGCCCGGCUGCCGUGAGCGAGGACAGCCGUCGCGAACUCCUCGCCCGCCAGCACCGCGCCCUGUACGGCAACGAAAGCCCAGCCUUCUUCCCGCCCGGUGCCUUCUCCGAUGAUAACCCACGCCCAGAUAGCCAAGCCGGCGGGGUACCCCGUCGUCCGGUCACCACUACCGCCGAAGCCACCACGGGCCUGCAGUCGCCCUCGCGCGCCAACAGCACCUCCUCGCCUAGCUCCGCCAUCAAUGCCAGCUUCGGCACCGAGCAGCCCCUGCUGGUCCUAUCGGUUCCGUCGGUCCCAUCGGUUCCCGGCCUGCCCCUGGCCAGACUUCUGCUCCCCCCCGCCAACCCGGCCUUGAACAAGCGCUCCAUCACUCCUCUCCCCUCCCCGCUCGGGCUCGGCUUCACCCCCGCUGACCCUGCUGCUGGCCCUGCGACUGAGCGCACCUCCUCGGCCGGUCCUACCCCGCCUGUGACCUCCGCUGCUGGUACCCCUGGCACGAAGGACCAGGCUGGUGGUGUUGGCCUCGGCUGGAGCAACGGCAGUGGCGUCUGGAGCUCUAAGAGUGGGCUUGGCGUGCAAGCUUCCGUUUGGGGUUAA